AUGGCGUUCGCUAAGAUGGCAGAUGUUCCCUGCGGUAGGAGUGAAACGGCACGAGAAGCAAGAAUUGUCGGAGGUCAGGACGCGUCACCACGUGAAUUUCCAUGGAUGGUGAGCAUAACAAGAAAAGGUGGACACUUUUGCGGCGGCGCCAUUUUAAAUGACAGAUUUAUAUUAACUGCUGGACACUGUUUAUGUUCUGGCACCAACAAAAUACCAGUAGGACAAUUGCGCGUUACUCUGGGCGAACACAAUUUAAAGGCUCCAGAAGUGCCGACCGCAAGACAUGAAAGCGUCAUAAACGCGGUGCUGCAUCCUGGUCACAGGUGCGGCAAGUAUGUGGACGAUAUCGCUCUGCUGGAGCUUGCUAGUCCGAUCAGUUGGUCGGAAAGCGUGAAACCCGCAUGUUUACCUGUGGCUGCUGGGAAACCAGGGUACAGUGCCUUCGGCGGCGUUGAAGCUAUAGUAGCUGGCUGGGGAUGGCUCGGAGAAGAUAGAAGCAAAUACAAGAGAGCGGAUGUCCUGCAGAAAGUGGAGGUUCGCGUAGUAACGAACACUGUGUGCGGUGAAUGGUACGCGAGUCAGGGCAAGUCAGUCAGUGUUGGAACGAAGCAAAUGUGCGCCGGCUGGGAGGAUGGAGGGAAAGACUCGUGCUGGGCUGACAGCGGCGGGCCCCUGAUGGUUGGAAGUUACCCAGCCGGGCCUUUGAUAGUCAUCGGAGUGGUUUCAACUGGUAUUGGCUGUAGCAGAUCACGACUUCCUGGCAUUUACGUGAGAGUUUCCGAUUACGUUUCUUGGAUCACGCAAGAAGCACAGUCUGGCCGAUAA
Molecule: messenger RNA, 825 nt
Organism: Cyphomyrmex costatus
Lineage: Eukaryota; Metazoa; Arthropoda; Insecta; Hymenoptera; Formicidae
Product: transmembrane protease serine 9
Exons: 5
Coding region: 1-825 (274 amino acids)
Biological process (GO): proteolysis
Molecular function (GO): serine-type endopeptidase activity
Source: RefSeq, a predicted model, not a curated record